Molecule: messenger RNA, 1134 nt
Organism: Baudoinia panamericana UAMH 10762
Lineage: Eukaryota; Fungi; Ascomycota; Dothideomycetes; Mycosphaerellales; Teratosphaeriaceae
Exons: 1
Coding region: 1-1134 (377 amino acids)
Biological process (GO): transcription by RNA polymerase III
Cellular component (GO): RNA polymerase III complex
Source: RefSeq, a predicted model, not a curated record
AUGCUUAACGUGGCCAACGCUUCCCCGGAAGGCCUGCGGAAAGUCUUCUUCCAAGCUGAUGUACAAAUCAUUGCCGAGGCGAACGCCAAGACCGUGGAACAACUCCUCGCACUCAUCACGGAACUACAGGGCCACUGCCUUAUCCGUACAUCAAGGCUCGACCGCGCCCUCUGCUGGUCCACUCGCCCUCGCGAUGCUGCCAAGCAGAUCCUCGCUUUGGGCCACCCCGAUCGAAUGCUCUACGAGUAUGUCGAGGAUGCACACCGGAAAGGCAUCUGGCUGCGGGACCUCCGCAAGCGGUCCGGUAUCCAGGGUCAGUCUGUCGACAAGGCUAUGAAUCGACUGGAGAAUGCGAGACUGGUCAAGGUCAUUCGUAACGUCAAGUCGCCGAUGCAAAAGACUUACUUGCUUUCGCAUCUCAUGCCGACGGAUGAUGUUACCGGUGGCAGCUUUUUCGAUUCCGGCGACCUCGACGAGAGCCUGAUCGAUGAGAUUAAGAACCUUAUCAUCUUCAAGGUUCGCAUGGACAGCUGGAGCGAGCAGAGAGUGCACAGCAAGUCGAGGCGGGGCCGGUCACCCGCCGCUCUCGAGGACGGAGACGAGGUCGAGUACGAACAGCCAGACCAUGCCGUCACUUCGCCGACUAGAAAGCGCAAGCGCACCAACGACAUUGAGGACCUCGCCACCCUCAAGCGGCAAUCCUACAACCCGGACACGGAUCCAUUAACCUACACACAACUCCCGUACCCAGCUUACUCCAAAAGCUAUCCCACAACCGACGAUAUUAUGACUUGGCUCAAGACUACCCCAGCCAUCCGCGCCACCAAGCAAGAACAGCUUACCGUCGACGAGAUCCAGCGUGUUCUUGAUGUGCUGGUCUGGGAUGACAAGCUCGAGAAGGUUGGAGCGGGCUACCGUAGUGUCCGCGGCGUGGUGUGCAGACAGCCAGGUCAGCCGUCCGAGUCUGACGAAGAAGAUGGAGACGAGGAUGGCGUGGUAGGUCUUCGCAAAGGGAAUGGAUUGACUGAGGCGCCGUGUGGGCGGUGUCCGGUUUUUGACUUGUGUGAAGAGGGCGGGCCUAUCAAUGCAAGCAGUUGCGUCUACUGGGCUGCGUGGAUCGAGAAGAACGUGUGA